AUGGCCUAUCGCAGAAAACAACAGGGAGUCCGCGGCGGAUUGGUCACCAUCUCGGCGUCUCAUUACAAUGUUUUCCAGUCUUUUGAGUUCCUGGCUGAAGGCUGUGGUUUUCUUGUUGAUCAGUUUCGCUUGAAAGGGUGGACUUUGGCUGUCAUCAACCUCUACCUGCAGUCUGGUUGCUCUUUGCAGGCCGAGCCCAAUUGCACCAUCGUUGCAACGUUGCUUGCCACGGUCGUGUGGGAGGGCAGCCAGCAAAUUUCUGAGAUCACUAGUGUGUUCGCGAGCUGGUCCCGAGAUGCAGCCGCGUCUUGUGGGAUUUUAGAUGGCUUUCCUGGCAGUUCUUUUGUGAUUCAGGUCAAGCCGCUGGUGGCUCCGUCUGCCCCACACCGACUGUGGAAAGGGCAUGCUGAAUCCUUCUGGGAUCGCAUCGUUGCGUGGUCCAAACAUUUUCGGGCCCUCCAGAGCAAGCCUUUAACACACCCGGAGGAUUUCUUAGCUCAGGCUGACACUCAUUGGGCUGAUGUUGGCAACAUGCCCCUUCACCAAUGGAAGGCCCAAGCCUUUGGCAUGCUCAAUGGGUGUGAACCGGAUGACGCCUGGGUUGCGGCCACGUCUCGCCAGCAGCGCCAUGCUCGAAAGUUGCAUCUUUCUGACAAAAGUGCGGACUAUCAGUCUUGGCUUCAGUCCUCCAUGAAAGCUGGCAUGCGGCCCCUCUUCAGAGCACUCAGCAAUCCAGAAGCCAAGGUCGAGAGGCCCUUUCUUGAUAGUCCGUUGGAAUUUCGGCCUUUCCUUAGGCUGGAGUUCUGGAGUAAACUGUGGAAGGCGCAACCGUCGCCUUUACCGGAGCUCGAUUCAAAGCUUCAGCACGUGGCCCGGGAACACGCGGCACAGCUUCCACCCUUGAGCCUUGAGCAAAUCAAGCAAAGGAUCCGCAAGCUCAGCAACAAAGCUGGGGGAGCCGAUGGUUGGAGUUACGCACAGUUCAAGGUUCUGCCGGAUGAGGCGCUAGCCCUGCUUCAUAAUUUUCCGCCGCUUUGUGCCGACACCGCCCUGAAAGUUUACAGAGGAGCCAGAUACAUCAUUUCGGACAGUGUUGUCUCGCCCAGAUGCUUCGGGGCAUCCGGCCUCAUGGCCGGAUGCCCCUAUGCGCCAGCAAUUGCAAAACUGGCACUGUUUCCGAGCCUUUCCUCAUUGCACAAGAGCAAGCUGGCUGACAAUAUCACGGCUUGGUUGGACGAUGUCAGUGUCGAUACUGAAGGCGCUCAAGCAGAGAAGACGGCACACCGUGCUGCUCAAUCCUACAACUUGUUGAAGCAUGCCCUGCAGCGGGAUGGACUCCACAUGUCCAUCGCAAAAACGAUUACAGUUGCAAAGGCUCGUCAAGCAAAGGGCCAGGCCAGAGCAGGACGUCAGCGAACGCUCAAAGUUCCCUCCUUGUCCCACAAGUGGAGGCUGUACAAAGGAGGUAUUUUCGCCUCUGCUGCAUGGGGCCAUCAAGCUCAGGGAAUUUCUCCGAAGCGAUUGAAAUGGUUGCGAGGGUGUGCUGCGCAGCAGCUGCAGCGACACAAACUUGGCAGCCUUGAUCUGCUUUUCGAUUUGCACUGCAAGUUUGAGGACCCUCUCAUCACCAUCUUGACACAACACUUUGCCACGAUUACUAAGGUUUUUCUUCGAUGGCCAGGGACCCUGUGGGGACAGCUCAAAACUUCCUGGAGCAGCACGUGGAGCCGACUCAAGGCUUCACCCCAUCCGUGGAAAUGCGUCUCUGGACCGAUGGCGGCCGCACAGGCCUAUCUGAUGCAACUUGAGAUCGAUGGGCAAAGUCUUGAGCAUUGGACUUGGGAUGAUGAGGAUUUCACCUGCGAUUGGAAGGAGCCUGGCAUGCCCGUGUUGCUGCCUUUGUGGAUGACCCUCUCCUUGCUGAAGGUGUCGAUUGGGCCAGCCAUAGGGCCAGAAUCCGACGUGAAGCCAAAGCCAAACGCACCACGAAGUGGCUACAUGCUUUGUGGCAAGGAGCAGUGCUUCAUAACCAAAAUGGAGGCACUCAGCAAUGCCCGCUAUGCCAUUGUGAUGCCUCGUGGUCGCAUGUGCUCCUUGAGUGCAGAUACUGGUCUGGGCGCCACCGCGAUCCACCUGAGCAUUGGGCUGAGCUCAAGCAAAAGUCUAUGGGCGACUACCAGCAAGCUUAGUGCAUCGACUUAUGUGUUCAGCACAGACGCCUCUGGCGGGCCGGAUAGUGUUGACACCCGCCUGCGCAUCGUUGCCUUUGCCCUGCUGGCCCUUCAAAAGGAGGGUGACGAGCUCACCUGCGUUGCCUCCAUCACCGGGUUUCUUCCCGUCGGCUCGUCGGUUGCAGAAGGCGAAACACAUGCGCUGCAGCUCCUCGCUGAGAAUGUCGACGGUUUUGCUGAUGUCACCUGUGACUGUCAAACGGCCAUUAAGAACUCCCAGAGACUUGAUAAUCUUGAUUGUCAUUGGGUUCGGUCACACCAGUCAGCUGCUGCUUUUGAAAAGGAGUUUGGGGCAGACCAGCUAUGGCGCAUGAAGGCCAAUUCUUUAGCUGAUGAUAAGUGUGGUAAGCUGGCUGCAACCCUUGUUGAUAUCAACUUUAAAAAUGAUGUGCAGGAGUUGGACCGUCUUGCUCAGCAGAUCUCGACCUUUCUUGCUGAACGUGUGGAGCUUUUGUUGACUUCCAAAAAAGUUGAAGCCGACACCAGCCGUUCCAUUGCGGAGUCCUUUAAAGCCAAGGAGCAGGAGGUUUCAGUGGUUGUGCAGCCUGGGGAUACCUCCAAGCAGACCCGCCUCUCCUUUCGGUGA
Messenger RNA from Symbiodinium sp. CCMP2592, 2817 nucleotides. Lineage: Eukaryota; Dinophyceae; Suessiales; Symbiodiniaceae. The record is from the annotation of a GenBank genome assembly.